GCAGGAUUUGACCGUCACAUUACUGUGUUCUCGCCUGAGGGCCGUUUGUACCAAGUUGAAUACGCCUUCAAGGCUGUGAACUCGUCCAACAUCACUUGUCUAGGACUUGUUGGCGAGGACUCCUCGGUCGUUGUUUCGCAGAAGAAGAUUCCCGACAAGCUUCUGGAUCCAAGCACCAUCAGCUACAUUUUUCAAGUGUCCGACUCGAUUGGAAUGCUGGCCACAGGGGCCAUUGCCGAUGCGCGGUCGCUGGCCAUGAGGGCUCGGGCAGAGGCGGCAGAGUUCAAGUAUAAAUACGGCUACGAGAUGCCGGUGGACGCCCUGGCCAAGAGAAUGGCGAAUCUGGCGCAGCUGUACACACAGAAAGCAUACAUGAGGCCGAUGGGGGUGGCGUUGACGUUUGUGUCCGUGGACGAUGAACUAGGGCCGAGCCUGUUCAAGACGGACCCUGCCGGGUACUAUUUCCGUGCGAUUGGGACGUCGACGGGUCCAAAGCAGCAGGAGGUAACUACGGCUUUGGAACGCGCGCACAAGAAAAAGAAGGACGGUGUUUUGGUGAAAGGCGACUGGACCAAGGUGGUUGAGUUUGCCAUCAUCACUUUGAGUAACGCGCUGAGCACAGAGUUUAGAAAGAACGACCUGGAGGUCGGGGUUGCUACAAAAGACGGUUUCAGGAGCCUGACACCGGACGAGAUCGAUGAGAGAUUGAUUGCCAUUGCUGAGCAGGAUUGAGUCUAGAAAACAUAUGGAAUGAACACGUACGGGCACUCCUUGACGUACUUGUCCCAGUCGGCGCCGUACUUCUUUCUGCACUUUCUAAUAUCUCGGUGACAUCUGUGGACAAGAACCACGAAGAAGAACACGGGGAAGAACCAGGGAAACACAGAGUUGAAGCCGCAGAUCAGCCCCCAUGACAGCGACUGGCACCAGUCGGCCGUAUAGUGUAACUUUCUAGCAUACUUGUACCAUCCGUCGGUGAGCAGAACAGAGCCGUUGGCACAUUUGAUAUAUUUAGGGUUUUUGAGCACCUGAUACGGCAGAUAUGGGAACGACUUCCGUAUCUUGGUGUCUCCGGCCAUGAUUUUGCGGAACGAGUUUUUCUGGCCGUUGCACGUGUCAAAGAAGUAAUAGGCCGUCAGCAGCAGGACAAAACAGAAGGUGUUGUACGCCGCAGACCAUUGGUAUUCCUGCGGGUUGUGGUAGUACAGGUAUAGUGUUCCGUGGCAGUACGUGUAUGGCACGCCGGCGAUGUUCCAGAAAAUGAGCAUAAAGCCGAAUUUUUCGUACGCCAUGUCCCAGGUCGGCACAAUGAGUUCUUCUCCCUUGGAGCACGCGUUGGCGUACAGAUAGUGGGCCAACAGCAUGAACAGAGCUUGUGGAGACACAGAGCCAUAUUGCUCGUACUGCUUGAGACACAUGCCGUAGGUGAGGAAGAACAGCGUGUACCAUGGCAGUCUGACCUCAAAGAACAUUUUCAGGUCGAUGAGGCCGAUUCGAGGAUUGAGAGAAGCACCCAUGAAGAUGUCGUACAAGUGGUUGCCGGUCAUUCUGAGAUAGUCCUUGGUCACAAACAGCGACCACAUAUAGAGGCCGAUGGAGAAUCCGAAGCCGGCGACGAUGGCACAGGUCAUGAUUUCGCCAAAAUUGUCGAGGAUGUAGUAGAUCUUGAAAAUGUCCAGAUAGUGCAGCAGCGACGCCAGCACAAAGUUGACGUAGAACGUGGCAUAGGCGUUGCAGAAGUAUGGCAGCUGUUCACCGUUUCUGUGAGCCAGCGGCUGUCCUUUGGUCCAGACUCCUGGCAACGUGACGUAGAACACGGCCUGGACGAGAAUGUAUGCGACAAACACAAAGAUGGACGUUGGGCCCGGCGACGCGUAGGACCUCACGUAGUUUGCCAUUUCGCCGAGGAAUUGGGCCCACGACUGGCCGUCGACAGGCCAGGCGGGGCUGCCGUGGUAGAAGCGGGCCGAGAUCCACAUGUAGUACAUCAGCGACGGAAAGCCCAGCAUCAUGGCAACAACGCCCGGAGGCCCGCCAAACUCCCACUCGAUGUCCUUCUUUGCCAGAUACUGGGGUUCUUUGGCCGCGGCAGCCGGCACAGAGGCCUGCGACGCGGCCUGGUAGUCCGGUUUCGUCGAAACGGGUGAUUUCUUCGCCAUACGAGCGGAACG
Molecule: messenger RNA, 2171 nt
Organism: Ogataea polymorpha
Lineage: Eukaryota; Fungi; Ascomycota; Pichiomycetes; Pichiales; Pichiaceae
Exons: 1
Coding region: 214-732 (172 amino acids)
Cellular component (GO): nucleus; proteasome core complex; proteasome core complex, alpha-subunit complex
Source: RefSeq, a predicted model, not a curated record